GUUGGAUUACAGAUGAGUUUUUUUCCCCUGUUCUUUACUCUUUACAGCUCACUGACGGGCUGCGUCCUCACAGAGAGCCCUCAGCAGGAUGGGUGCUCUCCAGACGCAAAGGCUGUUGUGGAUGUGCGUUUUGUUCUUCACAGGAAUCACAGCAGUUAGUGGCUCAAAUGUGUGCACUUCCAGAGGAGCCAGCACAUGCAAGCAAUGUCUGGCCGUGCACCCUAGUUGUGCGUGGUGUUUCCAAGAGGACUUUGGACAUGGAGUUGCUAGCUCAUCUCGCUGCGAUCUGAGGACCAACCUCUUGGCAGCAGGCUGUGCUCCAUCAGCUCUGGAGUCUCCAACCAGCAAAUUACAGGUGAUUGAAGAUCGACCACUCAGCAACAAAGCGGCAGGAGCAACACAAGAUGUUACCCAGAUAAAGCCCCAAAGAUUACAUAUCACCCUCAGGCCAGAUGAUGCCAAGCGCUUCACGGUGAAGGUGCGUCAGGUGGAGGACUACCCCGUAGAUCUCUACUACCUCAUGGAUCUUUCGUACUCCAUGAAUGACGACCUCUUCCGCCUGAGAACGCUAGGCAAAGGCCUGGCUGAAGCCAUGAACCGUACCACCAGCAACCUGCGCAUGGGCUUUGGGGCUUUUGUGGACAAGCCACUCUCACCUUACAUGUACAUCUCACCUGAAGCGGCUGUGAAGAACCCGUGCUACAGCAUUAAUACCACCUGUCUGCCCCAGUUUGGCUACAAACAUGUUCUGUCUCUGACGGAAGAAGUGAGUCGCUUCACGGAGGAGGUGAAGAAGCAGAUGGUGUCCAGGAACCGAGAUGCCCCGGAGGGAGGCUUUGAUGCAAUCAUCCAGGCUGCUGUGUGCAAGGAACAGAUCGGUUGGCGUCCAGGUGCAUCCCACCUCCUGAUCUUCACCUCAGAUGCCAAGACUCACGUGGCUCUGGAUGGUCGGCUGGCUGGGAUUGUGCAGCCCAAUGACGGACAGUGCCACCUCAACUCUGACAAUAUUUACAGCAUGUCUACCACCAUGGAUUAUCCGUCUCUUGCUUUGAUCACAGAGAAGAUGUCAGAGAAUAAUAUCAAUCUCAUCUUUGCAGUAACCAACCCUGUGGUUUCUCUUUACCAGAACUACAGUGAGCUGAUUCCUGGCACCACAGUAGGAACGCUGUCCAACGACUCAGGAAAUGUUAUUCAGCUCAUACUGAAGGCCUACGCCAAAAUUCGCUCCAAAGUGGAGCUGGAGCUCCAAGGUGUCCCAGAGGAGUUGUCCCUGUCCUUUAACGCCACCUGCCUGAAUGGAGAGCUCAUCCCAGGCCUUAAAUCCUGCUCUGGGCUCAAAAUCGGAGAUACGGUUUCAUUCAGUGUGGAGGCACGUGCUCGUGGCUGCCCCAAACAAAAGAAGAAAACGUUUAUUAUCAAGCCUGUGGGAUUCAAGGACUCCCUCUCUAUCACCGUCACCUUUGAGUGUGACUGUAAGUGCCAGGCCAAAGCUCAGCCGAACAGCCCCAAAUGCAGCCACGGAAAUGGAACCUACGAGUGUGGCAUCUGUUUGUGCCACCCGGGCCGCUUAGGUCCAUACUGCGAGUGUGCAGAGGGCGACUAUAAUCCCACAGAGCAGGAUCGCUGCAGCGGACCUGCAGGAUCCGGAGGAUCUCAGUCUGCCAUCUGCAGUGGGCGUGGAGACUGCGUGUGUGGCCAGUGUGUGUGCCACAGCAGUGAUUUUGGAAAGGUCUGGGGAAAGCUGUGUGAGUGUGAUGACUUCAACUGCCUGCGAUACAAAGGAGAGCUAUGCUCAGGCCAUGGUGUAUGUAACUGUGGCUUCUGCCAGUGUGCACCAGACUGGCAGGGAGACAACUGUAACUGCUCCAGACGCACUGACACCUGUAUGUCCAACCUGGGUCUGCUGUGCAGUGGGAGAGGUCAGUGUGUUUGUGGAGUUUGUGAGUGCACACAGCCGGGAGCCUACGGGGCCACAUGUGACAAGUGCCCCACCUGCCCAGAUGCCUGUACAAUGAAGAAGGAGUGUGUGGAGUGUAAACACUUCAAGAGGGGCAAGCUGUUCGAAGACAACACCUGCAGUCGAAUAUGCAAAGAUGAGAUUGUGCUUGUGGAUGAAUUAGUGCUCCAUGACACAAACGCUGUAAACUGCACUUACAAAGAUGAAGAUGACUGUGUGGAGCGUUUCCAGUACUAUGAGGACGCCAGUGGCAAAUCUAUCCUGUUUGUCAUCAAAGAGCCAGACUGCCCAAAGGGUCCAGACAUUUUAGUGGUGCUUCUGUCAGUGGCAGGAGCCAUAUUGUUCCUUGGUCUGGCAGCUCUGCUGAUCUGGAAGCUACUGGUUACCAUCCAUGACAGAAGAGAGUUUGCCAAAUUUGAGGAAGAGCGUGCUCGUGCCAAGUGGGACACGGGGCACAAUCCUCUCUACAAAGGAGCUACAUCUACCUUCACAAAUAUCACAUACAGAGGAAAAGACUGAUGCUACUGAGCAAAGACGAAGAAUAAAGGAUGACACAAUGAACUUUUACCAUCCUUUAGGUGAAAGCAACAAAUCAUGUGCAGGCUUCUACUGUCACAAGACAAUAAUUAAUAAUUGUGUGUAAAUAUGUAGAAAUGAUUCAGAAGACACGUUUUAUCAGGGAUUAGACAGUCAUCGAUACUACACUGAUAAAAUAGAAGAUACUGUUUUGUGUGUUUUAAGGAAAUUUGGCUUUUUUUGUUGAAGUCAGAAUGUUUGAUUCCCCCAUAUCCUUCAGAUUUGAUGUGACUUGGAAUGAACUGUUACGUUUUUACUGUAUUUUUUUUCUUUCUCUUAAUAAUUUCCCCUAAUGUGGUCAAUUUUCUAGGAACAUAUUUGAAGAUGUGAACAAUAAAGGCUUCUUUUCCCCCCUUUAAGCAAAUGAAGCACAUUCAAAUGCAUGGUAACAAUUAAUAAGUGACACCAGUGUCCCUUAAUGAAACCUGUGAAACACACCAGAACAGACUAAAAUAGUCAUGGUUUCCUUUCGCAGACAUUAGCUUUUAUCACAUCCUGCCAACAUUGUGUUUCCCGCACAUGAUGUACGCCGCUCAACUUUACAAUGAGUCUCCUAUUAAUUCAAAUUAAUUCAGUAUUU
This is a messenger RNA of Melanotaenia boesemani (Boeseman's rainbowfish), 3113 nucleotides long. RefSeq names its product integrin beta-3-like. NCBI's taxonomy places the organism in Eukaryota, Metazoa, Chordata, Actinopteri, Atheriniformes, Melanotaeniidae. The record is from RefSeq and is a predicted model, not a curated record. The transcript is spliced from 15 exons. Bases 89 to 2476 code for a protein of 795 amino acids. Gene Ontology annotation, biological process: cell adhesion mediated by integrin; integrin-mediated signaling pathway; cell migration. Gene Ontology annotation, cellular component: cell surface; focal adhesion; integrin complex. Gene Ontology annotation, molecular function: fibrinogen binding; integrin binding; fibronectin binding.